This is a messenger RNA of Ailuropoda melanoleuca (giant panda), 3322 nucleotides long. RefSeq names its product ring finger protein 182 (gene RNF182). The record is from RefSeq and is a predicted model, not a curated record. Gene Ontology annotation, biological process: protein ubiquitination. Gene Ontology annotation, cellular component: cytoplasm. Gene Ontology annotation, molecular function: ubiquitin-protein transferase activity. Lineage: Eukaryota; Metazoa; Chordata; Mammalia; Carnivora; Ursidae. The coding region runs from base 299 to 1042 and encodes 247 amino acids. The transcript has 2 exons.
GUUGAGACUUCUAUUGUCUCUUGAGGCAGUCUUGUAUUGCUAUGAACUUCCUGCUGAGAACCACUUUUGCAGCAUCCCAUCGAUUUUGACCCUUCCGGUGGCCUUUUUAAACAUGUGUUUGAGACGGAGUCAAUGUAGAAGCUGAAAAUGCCUGGAAGAUCUCUGGUUUCUGUCACUCCCUGUCCUGCCUUUUUGCCUCACCGCCCGAUUUGGAUGAUGUGAUAUUCAGAGGGACGCCUUAAUCGAAGUCGUUCUUCAGCGAGUCGCCUGUGGUGGGAGGCCUUGGACGCGACUCACGAUGGCCAGCCAGUCACCAGACGAGGCGGCCGAGGCUCAGGUGUCCGACGAACUCGAGUGUAAGAUCUGUUACAACCGGUAUAAUCUGAAACAGAGGAAGCCCAAAGUGCUGGAGUGUUGUCACAGGGUUUGUGCCAAAUGCCUCUACAAGAUCAUUGACUUUGGGGACUCCCCGCAAGGCGUCAUCGUCUGUCCUUUCUGCAGGUUUGAGACCUGCCUGCCGGAUGAGGAAGUCAGUAGCCUGCCCGAUGACAGCAACAUCCUGGUGAACUUGACUUGUGGGGGCAAAGGCAAGAAGGGCCUGCCGGAAAACCCUACCGAGCUGCUGCUGACCCCCAAGAGGCUGGCGUCUCUCGUCAGUCCUUCUCACACUUCGUCCAACUGCCUGGUCAUAACCAUCAUGGAGGUGCAGAGGGAGAGCUCCCCGUCCCUGAGCUCCACUCCCGUGGUGGAAUUUUAUCGGCCCGCGAGUUUCGACUCUGUUACCACCGUGUCGCACAACUGGACCGUGUGGAAGUGCACGUCCCUGCUCUUUCAGACGUCUAUCCGCGUGUUGGUUUGGCUGCUAGGUUUGCUGUACUUCAGCUCCUUGCCCUUAGGGAUCUACUUACUGGUGUCUAAGAAAGUCACCCUUGGGGUCGUCUUUGUCAGCCUCGUCCCUUCGAGCCUCGUUAUCCUCAUGGUGUAUGGUUUCUGCCAGUGCGUUUGUCACGAAUUUCUAGACUGUGUGGCACCUUCUUCUUAAUUAAUAUGCAGACUAAGAAAUUUGACACACAUUACCGUCUUUGAAGUUAGGUGAUUUAUCGUUUACUUAUUUUAUAUUCUCCGUGACUAGGGUCCAUGACAUGAGCAAAGCCGAUUGGCCAAAUGUUUGUGGUCUGUUUUCCAUCAAGAUUUUGACUCAAUUGGUUUUCCUGUACGCUGGACAGAAAAAAUGUCCAUUUCUACUUAGGUGUUAGCAAAGGUGCAAAAAUGCUGUUCCUGUGAGUCUUCCCACAGAAAGGGCUUUCACUUAACCCUGCUGCACAGGCUCCAGGGGGUGGGUGGGUUGUGGUAGGGGCCUUUGUGGAAGGUUAGGGGUGAACUGGUUCCUCUAAUCCUUGGUAAUCUAUGAUGGAGGGUGGACACAAGGGGAAAGCUGUUCCAAGACACAUCUUGAAAAGUGUGACCUGCCCGUUCCCUGCACCCCCUCCCACAUCCCCCCCACAUCCUCCUCCCACACCCCCAUACCCUCAUCCCUGCACCCCCUCCCACACCCCCUCAUACACUCAUCCUGCGCCCCCUCCCAUACCCCGUUGUUGGCUCUCCCCUGAAUCCUCUUCAGGUGUUCUCUCGCAAGUUAACGCCACUGUCUGUGGUCUGCUGCCCAAGUGAGGUGCUUCUUCCCUCCACACAUGCUCCUUCACCAAGAGGAAGCUCGGCCUCAUGCCCUUGUGUGGUUUCAAUUAAAUACCCAUUUUGCCACAUUUCUAAAGAGAAUUAAACAUACUGUGGAAUGUGCAUCAAAGCAAACUUCAUGACAGAAUAUGGCCACUUGUCUUUGAGACCAUUUCCUCCAUAUUUAUUUUCUUCUCUCCUCCAUCUUUGAAAUUCUCACAGAGCAGUUACAGUUCAUGGAAAUCUUCAUUUGAGUCUUGCCCUAAAACAGUUCAGUUGAGUUUCAUUAACCACCUUGUUCAACAAGCCCCACCCCUUAUCCUGAAUGAGGUUUUUCUUCAAUUAGUUGUUAGAAACAUAUGAGGAUUUUUUUCCCCCAUUGUAUUUCAGAUUCUACUAGGGACUUAUUUAACUUAAUCCUGUAACAGUUUGGGGUAAAUCGUGGCAGUGGAAACCCAGAAACAAUUAUUGAGAUGUUCUAGCUCACAGAUGGAAGUGCUAAGAACCUAAGUAUUCUUGCUGUACUGUACUGAAUCGUACCAGAACGGAACGGUUUAGGCUUCUAUGCAAAAUGGGGUCACAUUUGGCCCAACAGAGCGAUGGGCAAGAGACACACAGAGCCAAUGUGCUGCUUGAGAGGACCCUCUGGGGCAGUCAGACAGAGGUGGCAGAGCUCAACUCGACCUGUUGCUCUUCCUCUUGUUUUUAAGUCCCUUGUGGCAUGGAUUCACAUUCUUACAUAAUUUAUUUCAAAUAAAAGCAUAAGCUAUGUGACUUGAGUUAAUGAACUCCUUUUCAUGAUGUAGGGGAAGUUGAAUGUAUAUAUUUACGAGAAGAAAUUGUUUAGCAAAUUUUAGGUUUGAGGGAAUAGAAUGUCCACAGAAACUGGGCCAAAAAAAAAAAAUAGCUUUUCAGUUCCUAAAACCCAUUACUGAUGAUUAACAUUAAAAUAUUUAUUACCCUUAGAAGAGGGCAUUACCAAGAUGACUUCAACUCGUUUGUGAUGAAACAUUUGUUGUGUGACACAGCUGUGGACCAGCCUGAUCUCUUUCUUCAGGAAGAAUUGACGCUUAUUUUUAGAAUAGCAGUUUGACUGUAAUCGUAUAACUCCUGACUUGGAGAAUAUGUACGCCCAAGGUGAGUAUGAUGGGAAACCAUACCUGGGGUGUGGUCCGAUGAAUGUAAGCCCCAAGUUAGAGCUAAAUACAUUUAUAAUUUCAUCAAAUCUAGGUUAGAUAGCAUUGUGAAUGCAGUUUCCAAAAAUCCAUUUGUACUUAGAGUAAAUAUAAUGUUUAGGAGGUGUUUUGUGGUUUGAGUUUAUAUAUUUAUAAGGUUUUUAAAAAAAUGUUCAUUUUGUCUGACAUGUAACAUCAAAUGAAUUGGUGAGUUAUAUGAUGAGAUUUCUAGAAAGCUCUGGAUGUGGGUACUGUGUAUUUUGCUUAUUUGUAUAAUGUCUGCAGUGCUAAAUUUGUGUUUCUUUGUAUAUCGUGAUAGUCUUUUUUUUUUAGUUGCCAGUAAAUUAAUUUGGUUUUAAAGAGUUCUAAAUGUAAGACAACAGAAAACUCUUUAUGCUGUUGAAUGAAAACAGGACAAUGCUUCAAAAUUUUAUUCACUGUGAUAAUAUUUUGUUUGUCCAUUAAAUUAUUGU